Molecule: messenger RNA, 477 nt
Organism: Impatiens glandulifera
Lineage: Eukaryota; Viridiplantae; Streptophyta; Magnoliopsida; Ericales; Balsaminaceae
Product: mitochondrial pyruvate carrier 4-like
Exons: 5
Coding region: 38-325 (95 amino acids)
Biological process (GO): pyruvate import into mitochondria
Cellular component (GO): mitochondrial inner membrane
Source: RefSeq, a predicted model, not a curated record
UUCAUGAAAUAGAGAGAGAGAAAAUUGCAGAGAUUACAUGGCGACUUCGAAGUUUCAAGCUAUGUGGAACCAUCCAGCAGGUCCCCAAACCAUUCAUUUUUGGGCACCUACUUUUAAAUGGGCAAUAAGUAUUGCCAAUAUUGCAGAUUUCUCUAAACCACCAGACAAAGUUUCUUAUCCUCAGCAGAUUGUUGUCUCGACCAACGGAUUUAUCUGGUCACGCAUGGCUGAGGCGGCAAAUUAUAACCAAUGUAUUGUGAGUAUUGCAAUGGCAGCAACAGGAUUGUAUCAGCUAGGGCGAAAAGUGAAGCAUGAUUAUUUCUGAGGAAGAAGCCACAGUUGACAAGACUCUCUAAUUCUUACUCAUUUUCACAUCUUCUUUCACAAACUCCAUUUCUUAUCCUUGUGUUUUGUGUAAAAAUAUGCAAUAAUAAUAACUAUUUGAAGAAAUUGAAGACUCAUAAUUCAUUGCUAAAA